AUGCCUUCGUCGAAUUCUCCCGGUCCCCAUGUCACCACUGUCCCUGCUACGGCUGAGGCGAAGCCUUCGGCCGCUGAGUCGAAGCCGCUAGAGGCUAAGGCGCCCGAGUCCAAGCCGGACGAUGAUAAUGUCCCUGAGCCGGUUGAGCCUGAGCAGCCUAAGGCUGAGGGGAAGUCGUUUAAGGAGGCGCUUGUUGAUGGGGAUCGACCUGGUCAUGAAUUGAAGGAUAACGGGGUCGAGGUCGGGGACUCGGAUUCGACGGAGCGGUCGAGCGAGACUUCGAGUGAUGACAAGGAUGAUAGCACGAAUACCUCGCGGUCGAACUCAAAUGCGAAUGCCAAUUCGAGCAAGGACACUGAGAAAGAGGAAGGCUCCAAGCCCAAGACCAAGAAAGAGACCAAAGAUCUCGGCAAGGAGGACAACAAGGAAGACUCCAAGGAGGAUAGCCGAGUGGACAAGCACCAAGUACAGAAAGAGGAUCAGGAUAAGGAGAAGGAUACGGAAUCCGACAUCCCCGUCACAUCGCCGCACUGCGCCGUAACAUCCAAGCGCCUCCCAGCAAAGAACACCGACGAGAAAGCCGGCGUUGCCCGGACAAACGUCGUGGAGGGCGACACCUCCGAGGGCUCCAUGAAGGAGUUCCACGAAUUCACACCCAUGCAACAACACGUCCUCUUCUGGGACCGCGACCGCGACGGCCAAAUCUACCCCUCCGACACCUACCGCGGCUUCCGCGACCUCGGCUUCAACAUCCUCUUCUCGCUCGCCGCCGUGCUAAUCAUAAACCUGAACUUCAGCUACCCCACGCGCCUGGCGCACUCGUUUCUCCCGGACCCCCGCUUCCGCGUGUACGUCGACUCGAUAUACAAGGCGAAGCAUGGGUCUGAUUCGGGGACGUUCGAUGCGGAGGGCCGUUUUGUCCCGCAGGCUUUCGAGGAUAUGUUUAGCAAGUAUGAUGGCGAUAAGGAUGGGGCGCUGACGUUUUCGGAGCUGUUUGGGAUGAUGCAUGGGAAUCGGUGUGCGGUGGAUCCGUUUGGGUGGGGAGCUGCGUUCUUUGAAUGGGCCACGACGUGGCUGCUUAUUCAGAAGGAUGGAAAGGUCUACAAGGACGAUUUGCUCGGCGUGUAUGAUGGUUCACUUUUCUGGAAGAUCGCCAAGGCGAGGAAGUCCGGCGAGGGCUGGUCCCAAGGGUUCGGACUAGGCGGUGAUAAUUUUCUGGGUGGUGUGAAGGUAUUCUAG
Messenger RNA from Aspergillus mulundensis, 1239 nucleotides. RefSeq lists its product as uncharacterized. The transcript is spliced from 4 exons. The coding region runs from base 1 to 1239 and encodes 412 amino acids. NCBI's taxonomy places the organism in Eukaryota, Fungi, Ascomycota, Eurotiomycetes, Eurotiales, Aspergillaceae. The record is from RefSeq and is a predicted model, not a curated record. Gene Ontology annotation, molecular function: monooxygenase activity; calcium ion binding.